Molecule: messenger RNA, 1395 nt
Organism: Fusarium coffeatum
Lineage: Eukaryota; Fungi; Ascomycota; Sordariomycetes; Hypocreales; Nectriaceae
Exons: 2
Coding region: 1-1395 (464 amino acids)
Molecular function (GO): phosphatidylinositol binding
Source: RefSeq, a predicted model, not a curated record
AUGCAGAAAGUUAAAGCUCGACUCCCAACUUGGGACACAACCAAGACCCAAAGCAAAAAGGGCUUCGACAAAGUCUGGGGAUGGGCCGAUAAGCUGGGAGCCCCCAUCAACAGACUGUCUAACCGAAUUGGCAGCGAGGCAUUCUGGCCUACAACCUUGGAUAAAGAGAGCGAUAAAGCAGCCAGAAUUUUGAGAUCGUUCUGUAAGGAUGGCUUCUACACUGAGGAAGAAAAGCCGACUGGUGCGGUGCAAGACGGACCAAAACAGAAGCAGCGUGUCAUGGUCAAGAUUCCACAAAAGGUGAUACAGAAUGCUGUCGGUCUUGCUAUCUUCACUACCAUGCGAACUGGUCUCUGGGUCUCGGGAGCCGGCGGAUCUGGCGUUCUCGUAGCACGAAAUGAAGAGGAUGGCUCAUGGUCACCUCCAUCGGGUAUCAUGCUACACACAGCUGGCCUAGGCUUUCUAGUUGGAGUAGACAUUUACGACUGUGUAGUGGUGAUCAACAACCGCAAAGCUCUGGAGGCAUUCACUAAGAUCCGAGCAACCAUCGGUGGAGAGAUUAGUGCCGUCGCUGGGCCCGUUGGGGCUGGAGGGGUACUUGAGAAUGAUGGAAAGUGGAAGCAAGCCAACAGGCCAGUGUUUACCUACUUGAAGUCCAGAGGAUUCUAUGCUGGAGUUCAAGUCGAUGGAACAGUCGUAAUUGAACGCACUGACGAGAAUGCGCGCUUCUAUGGACAAGAAGGAAUCGGCGUGGUGGACAUUCUGGCUGGAAAGACGCGCCGUCCUCCCAAGCUCAAAAUGUUGAUGGAGACACUGAAGGCAGCUGAGGGUCGUACUGAUGUAGACCAGGAAUUGAUGGAUGAGCUAGAAGGUCAACCUGCACCUGGCGAUGUUGCAGUAGAGGCACCAGGCGAAGAAAAGGUAUUUGGCAUCCCUGAUCCCGAAGACCCCGAUCCUUACGGCGUCCAUGCGCUCGAAAAACAAGGCCUGGAAAUCCGCGAUGCUGCAACACACUCUAGGCCUUCUAGUCAAGCAUUCGAGUAUGCUCCCAGCCCGAACAGUCCGACUUACAACAAGUUUUAUCGCAGAAGUUUAGAGACCAACAUGACCAGUAACGCCUCGACACCAAGGACAUAUACGACUUCAGAGGCUGGUACCCAGACGGAUCCUGUCUUGAUCACACCAAUUACUGGCACUUCGCCUGAGAGCAGAAGUAUCGUUCAUCAAGACAAGUUUGAUGAUGAUAAGUCGAGCAUCUAUGAAGAUGUUAGGCUGGAGGAGGAAUUCGGGUCGCCAUGGGAUAGAACGGCUGGGUCUCCCUAUGCCACGGUGGACAGCUUUAUUACGCCUCCUUCUGGCCCGCCUCAUCUUCCGGCAAGGAGUCCGAUUGCGUAG